Cuscuta epithymum is the source of this 1736-nucleotide messenger RNA. NCBI's taxonomy places the organism in Eukaryota, Viridiplantae, Streptophyta, Magnoliopsida, Solanales, Convolvulaceae. The record is from the annotation of a GenBank genome assembly.
GCCCUGUCCCGGCGUCUGCCGCCUCUCCUGCACGUGCCGCCGUCUCUGCACCUGCCGCUGCUCUUCCUCUGCUAUAUCACCUUCCUCCGCUGCUCUCCAUCCAUAUUCAGAUCUUAAAUAUUACCAACAUGAGAAUUCAAAGCAGAAGAAAAUAUACCUGUGAAAUUCUCUUUUUGUUGUUGUGCCUGGAGAAUUGAGUGAUAAAUGGGGCUGCAUCCUUUUGUUGUCUUGAAGAACCGCCCCUCUACGCUCCUUCCAUUAGAGUAAUAUGCAUUGACAUUCAACAUGAGAAGGUGAAUUUUCUUCCAAACUUAAAAUUCUGGGUUGACUGUCUCUUAGAGUUUUGGGAAUGAGAAAUAGAUCCUGGUAUAAAUCUUGAUUAAAAUUGAGAGAUUUUGCAUGGUAAAGCUUCCACACCAUUGAUGAAUCAUGAUUGUAUGCUUUUAUUUGAUAAUGAAUUUGAAUUGCAUUAAACAGUUGAUCAUCCCAAAUGGCUUCAGUUGCAGCUAUUCCUUUGCAAAGAUGCUAAAGAACUAUUGUUGGAAUAACGCCCUUAAGUAUCCUGUUAGUGUAGUCCGAUCUGCUCCAAGCCUCAAUCUAAAUAAGCCUUAUUUCUUGUUAUCAGGAACACCAACCUGCAAUAUUCCCAUACAGUAAACCCAUAUAGGCUUUACUUUAGGACAAGUGUAAACACAAUGUUGCUGAGUUUGUUCUUCUUUAAAGCAUAUGAGACACCAGGAUUGUCCUUGAAUCUGAAAUAUUCUCAAGUUUUAUGAAAAAGGUAGGAAUUCAAAAACUUCCAUAAGAAUAUCUUGAUUUUGAGUUUUUGUUCAGAAAACCAUGCCUUCCUAUAUUGACAGUAACUUAUAGUUCAGACCAUAUUUCUCAUUUUAAAUUAGAGGAUGAUCAUCCAAAUUCAUAAGACAAAGGCUUUCAAUAGUCUCAUUUGAGUUCUCACAGGAAUUUUAUUAAAGAUGUUUUUCAACUACUAUCAAUCACUUGUUUAUGUUAGGUAAAAAAUGGGUUGCAUAUUAUGAGAUUAAAAAUGAAAUAUGCUUACAAAGCUGAUUUGGUGGUGCAUCCAAAUAAAGGGUAUACAUGAUUCAUGGAAAAGAAACUCAUGCAUCUUUUUUAGUUUUUAUUUUAUUUUAUUUUUUAUGCAUCUUUUUUAGCUUUGUUGUCUCAUUUAGACAUGUAUUCUUGGAUCUCAAAAUCAUGACUGUGAAAGAUGUUGGAUCAGCUAAGUUUAUGAUUUACUUUUCUUAUUAUCAUUACAUUAUUAUUCUUGUUAUUAUAAGUAUUUACUUUAACAUAGUUAAUAUUUUGAACCUGAUUUUUUUUAAUCAGGGAAAAUCAAUACUGAAAGCUAGGAACAAAUGGCAGGGUGUUGUCAUGAAAAAAAUAUUAUAGACACAAUACUGACCAGCACAAUAAGGUACAUGAGAACUUGUGUGACAAAGUGAUCAGAGAAAUGCUAGAAAGAUUAUGAUGCACAGAAUUAUGGUGCCAUAUACUGGGGUGAUUCAAUGAUUUGGAGUCUUUCUCUUCAGCACAAAGACUUUUAAGAUAUAUUUUAGUUAAUUUCUAGCCACUGUAAAUUUAUUUUAUUACUAUUGAUUAUUCCUUUAAGAUGUAAUGUUGAUGACUUGAUGGUGAUAAAUUUCAACUUUCCUUGAGGGAAAAAUGGUAAUGCCUAUGCUAAUAUAUAUACACUUUUAAUUGUACAUUGAAAUGCA